This is a messenger RNA of Pelagomonas calceolata, 1038 nucleotides long. The record is from the annotation of a GenBank genome assembly. Lineage: Eukaryota; Pelagophyceae; Pelagomonadales; Pelagomonadaceae.
UAGCUCGAUUAUUUUUGUCGCAACUCGGGCGGCUUAGCGGCACACAAACGAGUGUCCAAACGACCGGUUUCUUCUCUUUAUCGCCUGCCACUUCGCGCCCGCCCAGCUUCGAGCCGAAACGCGACAGCUGCGGUGCCCCCGUCAAGUGCAGCGCUGUGCACACGCCGUCGACGCGACCACAUGGCGGCCAACGAGCUCACGGCCGAAGAAAGAUGUAAAAAGGAACUCGCGGGCAUUUUUGACGGCGUCGACUACACGGCCCAUUUACCAGAGAUCCAGCCCAUGCCGCCCUCGUUCUUUUUGUACGGUUUACCGGGCUGCGGCAAGAGCUAUGUCGGUAAGAAGCUGGCGGAGAUGGGGUAUCGGUUCGAGGAGGGCGACGAUUGGCUUACAGGAGAUAUGCGCGCGGCACUUAGUAGGGGCGAGGGCUUCACACCUCAACAGCGAGACGCCUACUGCGAGCGCAUCAUCGAACGGAUCAAUACUAUCAACAUGGAAGAGAUCCACGGUCAGAGAAGGCCUUUGGCCGUGGCGCAAGCGAUGUUCAAACGCAAGCAUCGGCGGAAAAUUCAUGAAAAGUGCCCGCAGAUCAGCUUCAUUCAAGUCAAGUGCGCCGAGGACGUGCGGUUGCAGAGGCUCGAAGCGCGGACCGAGGGCAUCGGUAGAGAACUGGGCGAGAAGAUGCGGGCGGACUUCCAGGAGGGGCAGGACACGAUCCUGCGGACGGACUGUGGCGGCUUGAAUACGCGGCUCGAGGCGCUCGUCAAGCUCGGGUACCUGCUCCGGGGCGACCACUUGUCUGACGCCGACCCGCCUCUUCCCUGAUCGGCACGCCUACGGUCGCGGCGAUGGCGUGCUGGUGGGGCCAACACCGCCUUGCGCUGUCGACGCCGCGCCGCGCGGGUAGAUGCCGCGUCGAUCGCGUCCGCCCGGACGGCCCGGACCCCCCGACGCCGUCGACGCGGCGGUCGACUAGAGUCUAGAGGUCCUAAAUGUUGUAAAGUUUCAAGAAACACGAUGCCGCGUCAUUAUAGACCA